ACACACUGAAGAAAAUUUCCAGCGUCAUGUACGUUUCUAAAUUCUACUUUCAAAACCGUGAAAACGAAACGUAAAAAGAUGUACACCGUAUCUGCUGAUGUCUUACGUUUAGUUGAUUGUUAAAAUGGAUGUUGAUAAUGAGCUGGAGGGCAAGCUGCUUCAGCAGUUCAGUUCCAUGGGAACAACAGAUAAAGAAGUUUUGAUCUCAGAAUUUCAAAAAUUACUCGAACCUAACCAACUAAAUCCAGCAGGAUGUGCGUUUUUUCUCGAUAUGAAUAACUGGAAUCUUCAGGCAGCUAUCUGUUCCUACUAUGAUUACGACCAACCAACAGUACAGGUGCCAUGUAUGAAGUUCCUGAGUGAUGUGACGAUUGGGGAGGGGGAGGCUGUUCCCCCAAACACCACAUUUACCAAAACCUGGAGAAUACAAAACUCAGGAGAUGACAGAUGGCCACCAGGCUGUAACUUACGUUACUGCACAGGUGACAAUUUAAGUAACACAGACCGGGUCAUUGUGGAAGGGUUGCUACCUGGACAGGUAACCGAAGUAAGCGUGGAAAUGCACAGCCCCUCCAACACAGGUGUCUACCAGAGUCAAUGGCGCCUGUCCACACCCACAGGGAUGUUUUUUGGAGAUGUGAUAUGGGUGAUCAUUCAAGUGGAUGUUGGUGGAUUACUUGAUAUAACGCAAAAAAUGUCUAAAUUUGGAACGGACUCACAAGGACAUUCUAGUCACUCUCAACCAUUACCAAAUCCUUUUGCUUCCCCUGUGAAAAGUGACAUUAGUGAAAUUCCAAGACCUAGUUUUUCUCCCCCACGCUUAUCAUUUCCAGGAAGUCCCGUAAGUAACAUGUCUCCGAAUUCAUCGAUGACUGCACAGUUAGGAAGUCCAUAUCCUGCACAGCUUAGUCCACCCUCAGCCAUGGCAGGAAGUUCUUAUUCUCAGCAAAUGACUUGUCCACUCCCAAAUACUUUUUCUGCUGCAUGUUCACUCUUUCAGGUAAGGUUUUGCUUAUGGUACAAAACUAAAGAUUACAUUACAGUCUUUACCAAAAUUCAUUUGUCUGUUCAGUGCUCCAAGUCGCAUCUGCUAUCAGGUCGCAAAAUGGUGACCUAGAAAUAUUUCUGGUCACCAUUUUCAAAUUUCUAGUCGCCAUUUUCAAAAUUUCUACUCGCCAUGGUAAAAGAUUUUGUAAAUAAGACUUGCAAGAAAAAAAUCAACACCCAUCCAUGCGUUUUGUUAUACCCCCCGCAACAAGUUGUGGGGGGGGGGGGGGGUAUACUGGAAUCGGGUUGUCCGUCUGUCCGUCCGUCUGUAGACGCAAUGGUUUCCGGGCUCUAAAGCAUUAUCCUUUCCACCUACCGUCACCAUAUCAUAUAUAUGGACUACCCAUGGGAUGAAGAUGUUCCCUAUCGAUUUUGGGGUCAAAAGGUCAAAGGUCAAGCGCACUGGACAUCGAAGAAGCAAUAUGGUUUCCGGGCUCUAAAGCGUUAUCCUUUCCACCUACAGUCACCAUAUCAUACAUAUGGACUACACAUGGGAUGAAGAUGUUCCCUAUUGAUUUUGGGGUCAAAGGUCACGUGCACUGGACAUCGAAGUAGCAAUAUGGUUCGGUUUGUCAUGCCAUUUGUUUUUUACACUCAGAAAAGAGGUAGUUUAUACCUAUUACCAACACCCUUUGGGAGAUUGGGGUAAGCAGGGGGUAUUCUUAGUGAGCAUUGCUCACAGUAGCUCUUGUUUGUUUUAUUUUUAAAUUGAAUAGAAAUGUGCUGCGAAACAUGCUGGAUGCUAACAAGUCAAGUAUUUACUCUGGCAAAAGUUGUAUUGCGUUGGGUCAUCCUGAAUAUCCUGUAUAUUUUACAGUACGCUUCUGGGGAAGAAAACCCAGCAUUCCACACAAGGAUUUGCUUUUUAAGGUCCUUAAUAAUGGGCCUUCACUGCUUAUGCGAACAAGAGCUUCUACUUUUGUUGGAUCUUUUGCUGAACAAUCAGUACCAGCAUCAAUAAGAACACUACAUGUCCAUCCCCAGUUUGUAAUUGUCUUUGAAAAUUAGCAGCAACAGUUGCCCCGCUAGACUUACUGCUAAAAAUGCAGUCACGGACAAAGAUACGUCUCUUACUGUUACCAUGAAUAGUCACACUUCCAUGUUUGAAAGAUGUACACCUGGUCGUAGCGAAAUCGGACAAUGGGUGUCCAGAAAUGGUGGACUUUCCUGGCUGAUUGGUCUCACAAAUUCUGCAAAACAUUUUGCCAUCUCUGUAUAUUAACCACGAAAAUUCCUUUAGCCAUUUCAGGACUGGGGUUCUUCCUUUACUUUUGCAUUUUUCUUUAGACACAGCUACGUCAUUUUUAGAUGCAGAACUUUUUCCGUGUGAUUCUUGAAUUUCUUCGUUACAUGUACUACGCUGAGGUUUCUAUUUUUUACUACCAAUAACUCCAAAGUGCUCUAACCCUCGUUUUCCCGCCAUCUUUAUUGCUUUCAAAUGCUGCUUUGACCGAGACUGAAAAAUAUUUAUUCAGACUUCCGAUCCCGAUUAUAAAAUUUUACUAGAUGUCCAAUUUUUCUCCACUCGCGAAAAUGCGACUUACAUGUAGUUAUAAUCUCUAGUCGCAAAAUCGAUUUCCUGGUCGCAAAUGCGACCAUUUUACUUGCAACUUGGAGCACUGCUGUUGACUUCUAAAUGACUAGCAAAACAGGAAAUACAAGUAUAUCACUUACAAUUCCUAAAGUUUGAUUUGAUUGGUUCAAUAUCAUCGGAGAGACCUAUUUAUAGUGGCCUUCUGCCGUUGUGAGUAAAAAAUCAUUAGGAUAUAUAUAUAUAUCUAAACAUCAUGAAUCUGUACCAUAUAAUACUAGGUGUAGAAAAAACAGAAAUGACAUAUUCUUUUGCACUUUGAUAUUCUUAACCUGUCUAUUUAGCUUUGUGGAUUAAAGCUGGCAAUCUGGGUCAAUGAGGGAUAGUUCAGUACCCUCUGACUUACCCCAGAGUCACACAGUAUCACCUCAGUACCCUCUGAUUUACCCCAGAGUCAGACAGUAUCACCUCAGUACCCUCUGAUUUACCCCAGAGUCAGACAGUAUCACCUCAGUACCCUCUGAUUUACCCCAGAGUCACACAGUAUCACCUCAGUACCCUCUGAUUUACCCCAGAGUCACCUCAGUACCCUCUGAUUUACCCCAGAGUCACACAGUAUCACCUCAGUACCCUCUGACUUACCCCAGAGUCACACGAUAUCACCUCAGUACCCUCUGAUUUACCCCAGAGUCACACAGUAUCACCUCAGUACCCUCUGACUUACCCCAGAGUCACACAGUAUCACCUCAGUACCCUCUGAUUUACCCCAGAGUCACACGGUGUCACCUCAGUAUCCUCUGAUUUACCCCAGAGUCACACGAUAUCACCUCAGUACCCUCUGAUUUACCCCAGAGUCACACGAUAUCACCUCAGUAUCCUCUGAUUUACCCCAGAGUCACACAGUAUCACCUCAGUACCCUCUGACUUACCCCAGAGUCACACGAUAUCACCUCAGUACCCUCUGAUUUACCCCAGAGUCACACGGUAUCACCUCAGUACCCUCUGAUUUACCCCAGAGUCACACGGUGUCACCUCAGUAUCCUCUGAUUUACCCCGGGUCACACGGUGUCACCUCAGUAUCCUCUGAUUUACCUCAGAGUCACAUGGUAUCACUUCAGUACCCUCUGAUUUACCCCAGAGUCACAUGGUAUCACUUCAGUACCCUCUGAUUUACCCCAGAGUCACACGAUAUCACCUCAGUACCCUCUGAUUUACCCCAGAGUCACACGAUAUCACCUCAGUACCCUCUGAUUUACCCCAGAGUCACACGAUAUCACCUCAGUACCCUCUAAUUUACCCCAGAGUCACACAGUAUCACCUCAGUACCCUCUGAUUUACCCCAGAGUCACCUCAGUACCCUCUGAUUUACCCCAGAGUCACACGAUAUCACCUCAGUACCCUCUAAUUUACCCCAGAGUCACACAGUAUCACCUCAGUACCCUCUGAUUUACCCCAGAGUCACACGAUAUCACUUCAGUACCCUCUAAUUUACCCCAGAGUCACACAGUGUCACCUCAGUACCCUCUGAUUUACCCCAGAGUCACACAGUGUCACCUCAGUACCCUCUGAUUUACCCCAGAGUCACACAGUAUCACCUCAGUACCCUCUGAUUUACCCUAGAAUCACACGGUAAUGACGGUAUCACAACUUAUUUUGUAUAAUAAUAUACGUGGACCUGCAUAUUCAUUGAUUACAGAUAUUCAUUAUAUAUUUAAUUAAACUGUGUAUAUGGACCUGCAUAUUCAUUGAUUACAGAUAUUCAUUAUAUAUUAAAACAGUAUACAUGGACCUGCAUAUUCAUUGAUUACAGAUAUUCGUUAUAUAUUAAAACAGUGUACAUGGAUCUGCAUAUUCAUUGAUUACAGAUAUUCAUUAUAUAUUAAAACAGUGUACAUGGAUCUGCAUAUUCAUUGAUUACAGAUAUUCAUUAUAUAUUAAAACAGUGUACAUGGAUCUGCAUAUUCAUUGAUUACAGAUAUUCAUUAUAUAUUAAAACAGUGUACAUGGAUCUGCAUAUUCAUUGAUUACAGAUAUUCAUUAUAUAUUAAAACAGUAUACGUGGAUCUGCAUAUUCAUUGAUUACAGAUAUUCAUUAUAUAUUAAAACAGUGUACAUGGAUCUGCAUAUUCAUUGAUUACAGAUAUUCAUUAUAUAUUAAAACAGUAUACGUGGACCUGCAUAUUCAUUGAUUACAGAUAUUCAUUAUAUAUUAAACCGUGUAUAUGGACCUGCAUAUUCAUUGAUUACAGAUAUUCAUUAUAUAUUAAAACAGUGUACAUGGAUCUGCAUAUUCAUUGAUUACAGAUAUUCAUUAUAUAUUAAAACAGUAUACGUGGACUUGCAUAUUCAUUGAUUACAGAUAUUCAUUAUGUAUCAAACAGUGUAUAUGGACCUGCAUAUUCUUUGAUUACAGAUAUUCAUUAUAUAUUAAAACAGUAUACGUGGACCUGCAUAUUCAUUGAUUACAGAUAUUCAUUAUACAUGUAUAUGAAAACAAUGUAUGUGGACCUGCAUAUUCAUUGAUUACAGAUAUUCAUUAUGUAUCAAACAGUGUAUAUGGACCUGCAUAUUCUUUGAUUACAGAUAUUCAUUAUAUAUUAAAACAGUAUACGUGGACCUGCAUAUUCAUUGAUUACAGAUAUUCAUUAUAUAUUUAAUUAAACUGUGUAUAUGGACCUGCAUAUUCAUUGAUUACAGAUAUUCAUUAUAUAUUUAAUUAAACUGUGUAUAUGGACCUGCAUAUUCAUUGAUUACAGAUAUUCAUUAUAUAUUUAAUUAAACUGUGUAUAUGGACCUGCAUAUUCAUUGAUUACAGAUAUUCAUUAUAUAUUAAACCGUGUAUAUGGACCUGCAAAUUCAUUGAUUACAGAUAUUCAUUAUAGUAAUUGAAUGUGAAGCCCUGGCUUUUACUGUGAGCUUUAAUGACUAAAACGCACGAAAAGUUCCCAAAAUACUUAAAGAGAGAAGACUAAAAACCCAUGCUUACUUCAGUUCAACUUUGUUAUGAAACCAUGAUCCACAGGAUAAGGUGUGCAAUCCAGGAGUGUUGGUUAUUUUCAGUAUAACGUUAUCACUUAGAUACAUAUAUAUUUAUUGAGAAUAGAGUUAUAAGCCAAACACAUACAUAUUUAUUGAGAAUAGAGUUUCACUUGCCAGAACAAAGAUUUGACUUGCCUCAGGCAAUCAGACAACUAUGAAAUGUCAAUUCCAGGACUUGUCAGUGCCAAUCAGUAUCUCCACUCAGUACAUAAAUAUUAAAGUCACUCGAAAUCUACUCUGGGUACUCAGUAAUACUCUGGGUUUUCUCUGGAUUCUCAGGAGUUUGUUUUAUUAUUAUUUUCAGUGACACAUUUGAGUGUUUCUUAAUAGAUGUUGUGUUUUUUAACUCAUCUGAGCUGAAAGUGAGCUUUUCUGAUUGCCUGUUGUCUGUUGUCUGUCCAUCUUGUCUGUAAACUUUUUACAUUUUCGACUUCUUCUCCAGAACCACUGGGCCAUUUAUAACCAAACUUCACCAAAAGCAUCCUUGGGUAAAGAGCCUUCAAAAAGAAGAUUUUUCUUUUUCUUUUUUUUUUAAAUAUAUAUAUAUAUUUUAUUUCCCAGAACCUAUUCUAUAACAAUAAUGAUAGUAAUAAUAAAGUACACGAUAGGGCAGCUGUCAGGGAUGGGGCCCUGGCUAAGCUCCCUCAAAAUUUAACAAGACAUUUCCUACUGUGCCACGCAGGGCACAUUCUAUAAAUUCUAUUUUAUAAUGUACAAGCUUAAGUAUAUUUAUCUGUCUAGCGUAUUAUAAUGUAUAUUUAAAAAAUUAUUAUGUGUAUCAAUUAUGAUAUUUGUUUGGACAAACAAAACAAAAUAUUAUACAUUUUUUUUAAAGAAAAAAGAACAUCACUAUAGAUGAAAUGAUUUAAGAUUUGAUUCAUAAAAAUAAUGUUAUAUAAAUAGACUGAAGAGUUAAUAUACCGCUCAUGCUGCCUUAAAGGUCCACACACGCCAACUUAAAGAGUCCAUAGAUGACCCUUAGGCAGCCUAGCUGGGAGACAGGUUACUCCCGGAAGUAGCGGUUUAUUAAAUACAUUUAUAAUAUUGAUUUCAAUCACACAAAAAAAUAAACCUUGUUACUAUGAAUAAGUUCAUAGUGUGUAUUAUAAAAAUAUACAAUGUGAUGACAGUAUGUACACAUAUACAUACACACAUAUACACACACAUAUACAUACAUGUCACAAAACAUUACCUAGUUUUUCUAUAACAUCCAUAUUUAGAUUACAUUUACAGUAUUUCAAAAUUUUAUACCAAAAUAAAACUUUUUGUUUGAUAUGGUUCUGAAUAUUGUAUUCCUGUUCAUCCACAUUUUCUAGUCUACAGAACAUCUUAUAUUUAUAUAUUUUGAGAGCAACAAAAGAUAUGAUAUUGUUUAACAAUUGUACCUUUCUGUUAUUUUCAUGAUGAAAUCCAAUCAAUAUAUCUUUCCAUCUGAUGUUAACUUUUGUGGUGAGACUUACAAUUUUCCAAAUGUUUUGUACAUUUUUACAUUUGAAAAUCAGGUGUUCAAUAUUUUCAGUCAUAUCACAUAAAAAACAAUUUCCAAUUCAAAAAGAAGAUAAUCACAAAAAUGCAAAAAUAGGGUGGGGUCUUUUAAGAAUCUUCUCCUCAAGAACCACUGGGCCAGAAGAGCUGAAAUUAUCUACUUCUCAAGAACCACUAAGCCAGAAAAACUGAUGUUUAUAUGAAAGCUUUCUGACAUAGUGCAGAUUCAAGUUUCUCAAAAUCAUGUCCCCCAGUGGUAGGAUGGGGCCACAAUAGUGGAUCAAAGUUUUACAUACAAAUAUAUAGGAACAAUCUUUAAAAAUCUUCUUCUCAAGAACCACUGAGUCAGAAAAGCUGAUAUUUACAUGAAAGCUUCCUGACAUAGUGCAGAUUCAAGUUUGUUAAAGUCAUGACCCCUGUGGCUAGGAUGGGGCCACAAUAGGGGAUCAAAGUUUUACAUAACUAUAAUGAAUAGGGGGGAAAAAUUUCUCCUUAAAGACCCAAUUCUAAGUUAACACCCACAAAUUGUAAGGUGCUUGUCAAUCAAACAUUUAACAAUAGAUCUCAGGUGGAGUGACAUCUGCAGUCACGGUGGUCUGGAGCUACCCCAUAGAGGUGUUUUGAUAACAAUAACAGCCAGUACCUACAUACAUUCUUUAGAUCUUGAGGAAGCCCAGUAUACCUGAGUUUUGAUAGCAUUGACCUGUCCACAACUGCUAUUUUCUGGUAAUUCAAUUGUUUUUAAAAAGACCCCUGAACAAUGCAAUUUCAAUAUAAUUGUAGUUUUUUCCCCUCUAUAUACAUGUAUUAUAAAUUACACAAUCAGAAAUCAAACAAUAAUUUGCACAAUAAUUUCUAAAAUUUGUAACUUAUUGAAAUAAUUUGUCAUCAAUUUAUGACACCUCUAUAUUUAUAACAGAAAUUAUUCAUCGAGUCAAUAACUGAGAGUAAGAGAGAGAAAGAGAGGGUGGGUGUAGACUGUGUGUCAGCUACCCUUAGGAAUAUAACCAUUAUUCAAACACUAUGACCAUGGACACUCUGCAGAGGUCCCAGAGACAGGUCCUGUGUAUAUCAAAACUAUAUUUUUAAAAAAAGCAGGGACAGGUAGAUUUCUACCAUGUUCUGUCUCUGUGUCUUUCUUUGGGUGCCAUGGGAUAUACCAAUUAUCACCUUGGUAGACCCUGGUCACUCCAGGUAAAUAACAUCUGGUUACAUUAGGCUCCGCCUACAUUUUCACCAACCGUAUGGUCAUGAGAUGGGUCUUUAAGAACCAUUGGACAAAAGAAGUUUACAUUUGCACGAAAGCUUCCUGUCAUAGUGCAGAUUCAAGUUUGUAAAAAUCAUGGUCCCCAGGGGUAAGAUGGGGUCAAAUUUUACAUACAAAUAUAUAGGGAAAAUCAUUAAAAAUCUGAAAAAUCACUGGGCCAGAAAAGUUUAUGUUUAGGCCAAUUUUUUUUUAAAUUGGUUUACGGAUUUCAAAAUUUUCAAAUCCGUUCAAAAGAGGUAAAAAAAAAAAAAGUUCAAAUGACAAAAUGUUAAUAAAAAUGAACUUGAUUUGAGGUCAAUGUUUUAUUAUCAACUUUCAUAUUCUCUUCACUGUCAACUUAAGACAAUGGUAUAUAGCGACUAUUGUGCACCUUGGCAACAAUGCUGUUUCCUUCAAAAAUGUUAUUUGUUUAUUAAAUUAACUUUCUAUCAUUAUCAAAUGUCCAUGGUUUACUGUUUAGUUAUGUAAAUCCCAAAAUAAAUGAACCACAAAAUUUUUCCAUUCAAAAGAUGGCAUCCAUGACGUACAUGUAUAUAGGGACCCACUAAUCACCUGAAGUACUAAAAUCCUGACUGACCUUACCAAGCAUAUAUUUUGUCUAAAAAUUUACUUUCAAAGUCUUAUUUAUGAAGUCAAGUAAAGUUAUAAAUAAAAUUCAUGAACCCUAUAAACAUUUAUUCAAAAUUUCUGAAUUUUAUAUAGGUCAGAUCAAUUUAUUGUUGGUAGUCAACAAAUUUUACACAAUGAAUGAAUUCAAUAAUGUUGAAUAUGUUUUCAACCUCCUUCAAUAUAUGAAGAAUUACACAUAUUAAUUAUGAAGAAUAUUUCUUUAAAAUUCAUUAAUAAGAAUUGAAAAGUGUAUCCUCAGCAAAAUGUAUGCAUGGUAAGGUCAGGUAGGGCUAUACUUGUUUAGGUGAUUAGUGCAACCCAACGUACGUAAUGGAUGCCAUCUGAAAACAAGUGUUUGUUUUUAUUUUGGGAUUUACAUAUCUAAAUGGUAUGCAAUGCAUAACUAAUGCUAAUUAGAAGUUAGUUUCAUAAACAGAUAACUUACUGGAAGCAAAAAUCAUUGUUACUAAGGUGCAGAAUAAUUGUUAGCACCGUCUGAAGAUACUCCACACAUGAAUAUUAUGGACUGUCCAGAGAUUUCGACGGAGGCGUCUGUUCAAAUAUCCAGUCCAGCGGAAUCUAUUUUCUUUUCUUUCUUUUUUAUUUUUUUUUUCUUUGUGAAAAGGAAAAAUUACAGCGUCGGAAAUAUAAAAAGGAGUGAAAAACCAUUUUAUUUUUUUUCCAACAUCCCAAAAAAUCAGUGUGGCGGAUCCGUAAACCAACUCAAUAAAAAAAAAAAGGCCUUACAUGAAAGCUUCCUGACUUCGUGAAGAUUCAAGUUUGAAAAAAUCAUGGCCCCCGGGAAUAGGUUGAGGCCACAAAAGGAACCAAAGUUUUACAUGCGAAUAUAUAUUAGGAAAAAUCUUUUGAAAUGAGCCCAGGUGAGCGAUAUGGCCUAUGGGUCUCUUGUUAUUAUUUUUCAGUGAUACAUUUCAAGUCUUUCUUUAUAGAUUUUGUGGUUUUUAUCAUUUUCAGUGAUGCAUUUUGAGUGUUUCUUUAUAGAUUUUGUGGUUUUGGACCUGAUGAGUAGAGCUACUGUCUCGAUAGAGACUUUUAGUCAGAGGAACAUGCUUGUAGGUUUUGAGGUCAAUGUCAUAAUUUUCAGUACCACUUAGUUAUGUAAUUUACCAGUAAGUGGCAAAUUCAUUAUAGUCCACAUUCUCACUGUAUGGCAAAGUUAUUGACCCGUGUCACAGUCUGAUGAUAUGACAUUGACAGAUUUCAGGAGCAUGUUGUUUGGAGAAGGGAAUGGGAUAGUGAACGCAGCUUACAUGCAUUCUAUGUCUGUUUGAAUGCCAUAUGUGUGAUAACAACUACUAAAAACUGUAUCAACCUUUCAGGAAAGUUGUGAAGAUAAAAUUGAAGGAGAUCAUAAAGUUUCUUUCCUCAAUUCAUGUUCAUUAGAUAUCCCCACAAACAUGAUAAAAAGAGGAAAAUCAGAUGUGCUGAAGCUUCUCUGUGUAUUUUGUUGAGGGACGUCAUAAAACAUGGCGUUCUUACUUCCUGUAUUAGUUGUCAUAAUGCGGUAAGCUAGUAUCAGUUUCAGUCAUCUGUGACGCAUGCAUUUCUGUUGCGGCAUUUUGUUAUAAUAGAGAGGAAGAGCAAAGUCUAACUGUGUGUUACAACUUUUUAUGAGGUUCAAGAUAAUUUGAAAUUACAGCUACUAGAGAAAGCUUAUUGUAACAAGUAUAUAUAAUAGGUGUCUAGUAAAUCUCAUUUUAAAGGGGCAUUAGCUGUGCAAGUGAUGGCAACCAUUUUUUCUCAAAAUCUCUCAAUGACAUUGGAAUAUAUAUUAAUGACUAAUAAAUAUAUUUUGUGCAAAAACAAGAGGAACCUAAUAAAACUACAUUACAUAACUGCUUUUAGUGUAAAGAAAUAUACAUGUGUAUACUGUGUAAGGAAGAAUUAAUGUCUUGCAAUAAUUAUUUAAUCACCAAAAUUACAAAUUCAUGUGCCUGCUUUGAGGUUAAAAAGUGUUUGAAAUAAUUAAAUACUACUGGUGUUAUUACUGAAAUUAUUUAUAUAAUAUAAAGCAAUUUUUUUUAAAUUCAAUUUUUGGUGACAAAAUGACAAGAUAAAUCUUUUUUAUGUAUGUACAUGUAAUACAAACACAACUAUCGUCCAUACAUGUUCCACUAUUACACAAAGGGUUGAUUUUAAACUUCCUUUAUUAGAAUUUUAUUCAUGACCCAGAAAACAAAGAUUGGGAAUAAUAUUGUCACUUUAGAUUUGGUCAUAAUUUUUUAAUGAUGCAAAAUACACGUAGAAUUUCCUGCUUUGUGAAUCAAGAAUUGAUAGUUCCGUGUGUAUUAUGAGUUAGGUCAAAAUUGACAGUUUGGUCACAGUAGGGGCAAAAUAUUUCACAAACUCAUCUUGUUACACAUGUAUGUGUUGAGAUGUGUUAAAUUUGUCAUUACACUUCUUUGAUAUUCUGUGGGGUAAGAGUAGGUCCUCAGUACCCCUUGCUUGUCGUAAAAGGCAACUAAAUGGGGCGGUCUUUCGGAAAAGACGACUUCGGAAGAGACCGCAAAAACCGAGGUCCCUUGUCACAGCAGGUGUGGCACAAUAAAGAUCCCUCCCUGCUGAAAGGCCAUAAGAGCCGAGCAUAGGCCUAAAGCAGCCCUUCACUGACAAUGGUGGCGUUUCCAUAUGAGUGAAAUAUUCUCAAGAGGGAUGUUAAACAAUAUUCAUUCAAUUAAUCAAUCAAUCCCGUAUAUUUUAAAAAUUCCCAAAUGAAGUUUUGAGACUUAUUAUUCUUUUAUCAUUCUUCUUAAUGGAAUUAUUUUAUAUCUCACACAUAAACUUGUUUUGACAUUUUUGUUUAGUGCAGUCUGUUUACUAAAGUUCUGUAAACCUAUAGGAGAUGAUACAAUGGGGUUAAUUUUCAAGUGUUGCUUUUUUGUUCUUUGAAUGUUGGGACUUUAAGACAUAUAUUGGGGGGGGGGGGGUCAAAGGGGGAUUAUGUUUAUUAUAGAAACCCCUGUAAAAAAUUGAGUAUGUUGUAAAUGGUUAAAACUUUGAAAACAGAGACAAGAGUACAACAUUCACCCAUUAGACCUUCAGUGCAAUAUCUGUAUCCAUGAUGAGAAAAAGUCCAGAAAACUAUUUGACCUAUUAUUAGCCCUAAAGUAGGUCACAGUGAACCAAUCAAGUUAAAGUGUGAACUGAUUAUGUAUUUCUCUGAGAAGGAGGUUGUGACAAAAUUUCAGGACAAUACUUGUAUUUAUAAUAAGAAAAUUCUGGAAAAUUGUUUGACCUACUUUUACCCUUAAAGUAAGUCAUGGUACAAAUCCAGCUGAAAUGCAAACUGCAUUUAUAUUCCCCUGAGAGGAAGUUUGCUACUAGAUUUCAGGGCAAUAUCUGUAACGAAAACAAGGUUUUUCUACUAAGUAAUACUACAACCUUGACCUUUGACCUUGAGAAACAAUAGGUAUCCUUUACUUGGCAUAAGGUGUAAUUAUAUGUACCAAGUUUGAUGGUCAUAACUCAAACGGUUUGGUCUGUAUCCUGCCUACAAGGUUUCCUACUAAGCAAUACGAUCUUGACCUUUGACCUUGAAGAACAAAAAGGGUCUUCCACUAGGCAUGAGGAGUAUGUGUACCAAGUUUUAUGGUUCUAGCCCCAAUAAUUUGGUCUUUAUUCUGCUUACAAGGUUUUCCUUUAAACUUAUACUACAACCUUGACCUUUGACCUUGAAAAACAAUAGACAUCUUAUGGUGAUCAAAUGUACCAAGUUGUAAGAUCCUGGAGCUUUUGCUUUGAUCUGCAUCCUGCCUUCAAAGUUUUCCUACUAAGUGAUACUACAACCUUGACCUUUGACCUUGAAAACAAUUGGCAUCUUCCUCUUAUCAUAGUGAUCAAAUGUACCAAGUUGUAAAAUCCUGGAGCUUAUGGUUUGGUCUGUAUUCUGCCUACAAGGUUUUCCUACUAAGAGAUACAAUGACCUUGAAAAACAAUAGGCAUCUUCCUCUCAUCAUGGUGAUCAAAUGUACCAAGUCGUAAGAUCCUGGAGCUUACAGUUCAUUUUGUAUUUUGUCUACAAGGUCUGGACAAACAAAAGGACGACAUCAUACCUGAAUAUGUCUGGUAUUUGGUUUACAGAAUCAUUCACUUAGUCACACACAUAUGCGAUUUGUGUGGUAUGUUAAAUCUAAAAUAAAACCACACCCAUCCCCGAGAUCGAAAAAAUACUGAAAUACAUUUAGACAGUUGUAGACCAUAACUUUAAUCCAAAUAUAUUCUUAAUCUUUGAGUCAAGACAAAAUUGAUGUAUGGAUCAUGACCCCUAGGGGUCAAUUCCACCUUAUUGAAAUCAGAAAUAGUCAAAUAUCUUUAAAAUAGUU
Molecule: messenger RNA, 13321 nt
Organism: Ostrea edulis (European flat oyster)
Lineage: Eukaryota; Metazoa; Mollusca; Bivalvia; Ostreida; Ostreidae
Product: protein ILRUN-like
Exons: 4
Coding region: 125-1117 (330 amino acids)
Biological process (GO): macroautophagy
Cellular component (GO): phagophore assembly site
Molecular function (GO): ubiquitin binding
Source: RefSeq, a predicted model, not a curated record